AUGAUAGGCUUUAGGACAGGACUGUCAACACAGGAUGCCAUGAAGCUGAUCAAAUAUCAAGCCAUUGACCGUAACACGAGGGACACGAGAGCCAUACUUGGAUUAGACCUAGAGAAGGUAUUUGAUAGCGUCUUGCACUCCUUUGUCUUGAGCCAGAUAUCUAGCCUCGGGUUGGGCAAGUACUUCCACGACUACACACGAUCAUUCCUUGCGGACAGAAAAGCCACUCUCGGGGCGGGAGACCUCGUUUUGGACUCGGUUAGGCUGGAUUUCAGAGGGAAGCCACAGGGGUCUGUCAUAUCCCCGACCCUGUUUAACCUUACCAUGAUCGGUCUGUCGAGGAGACUCUCCCAAGUCGAGGGUAUUAAUCACACAAUCUAUGCAGACGACAUCAUCAUUUGGUGUACCGGAGGCAGUGACGGACUGGCGGACGCUGCGUUGCAGGAAGCUAUCGAGAUCCUGGAAGAAUAUCUUAAGCCGACCGGCCUUCGCUGUUCCCCCCGGAAAUCAGUACUGGUCAUUUACAGGCCUAGGCGAAGGGGGCCCAAACCUAAGGGUUGGAAGCCUGUAAAGGACGUCGACAUCACUCUACGAAGAAGUGAGGACGGUGUCAUCCCUAAGGUGGACUCCCUCCGGGUCCUGGGUAUGACGAUCGAAUCGAAUGGCUCCAAUAAGCUGACGGUGUCUAAACUAGCCAAGAAAAUGGACAAUGCCAUCAGACUCAUACGGAGAGUUGCCAACCGACACAACCUCUUGGAGUGGACAAUCUUGUGA
Messenger RNA from Dermacentor silvarum, 774 nucleotides. RefSeq lists its product as uncharacterized. Bases 1 to 774 code for a protein of 257 amino acids. The transcript has a single exon. The record is from RefSeq and is a predicted model, not a curated record. Lineage: Eukaryota; Metazoa; Arthropoda; Arachnida; Ixodida; Ixodidae.